AUGCCAUCACCGCCCCUUCGACGCCUUCGCCCAGAUUUUCGGCAGCGGAUCUACUGCUGGCUUGGGCUAGCAUCCUCUGACAGCCGUCGCUAUACCUUCGUGCCGGACCCGGGUUGGUUCCCCGGACUGAUGCUUUCCUGUGGUGUCAUGCACGCCGAGGCCGCUGCUCUGCUAUACUCGACCAACCUGUUCGUCCUCUACUAUUUUGAUCCGCGCUCGGACCCGGAUCACCCGACAUCGCGGCUCCGUCCUCUACGUACUCUGUACAAUUUGUUAACAACCUCACCUCUGUCCCCGUCGGAUCUCAAGAUUGUGCUCUACCAGGCCGCUUGCCACCAGCUGACAAUAUACGGGGACACGAAUACUUGCUGCCUCCACGGUCGCCCGGAGUAUAGCGACAACCCGGGGCCAGCCCAAGUUAUCCUCGGCGAGUGGCAUUCGGCGGCCGUUCGUUCAUUUUCCCAAAUCGCUCCUGGGCGCCUUCGCCUGUCCUUGGUCUGCAAUCUCGACCCCCAAAACUCUCGGACGGAAUGCCAUAUCCGGCUGGCCAAGACAGCGGACCGUCAACUCCAGCAGCUGGCCGAGGAUGUCGGAUUACAUGCCUGUGGGAUUCAUACACCAUCUCUCAAGCCACCGGCGUCGAGGGCGACAACGACUCUAGCAACGCUCCCACCCGAGCUCCGCAUCAGGUUUCUCGAGUACACCGAUCUUCCCCCAAGCAACGGCUACUGUUGCCGCCGUCACCACGCUGCCUUCUCGCUAGCGUGCAAUUGCUGGACACCGCCGGGACCUACCCUGUUUCUCCUUUGUCGUACCCUGUACGAAGACGCCCAAGUCCCAUGCCCUCCUUGGACUCUGCCGUUGCUUGAGCAGUGCGACGAGGAUCACGAUGAUGAGCUCCUCCCCACGUACGGCUAUCCAAACGAGCGAUUCGCCGCUUCGGAAUCUCUGAGCGACGUCGUGCCCGCGCCGUGCCUUUCUUAUCUCCGGUUUUUCGAGCUGGUCUUCCCGCCUUACCGGCCCCGCAGCUGGCUCGAGACACAGCACCCUGCGAUGCAGGACUGGCGGGCGACAGUUGACUGGCUCCGAGACAGGAUCAACCUGUCGGAGCUCACGCUCCGGUUUAUGGUGGCAGACCUGCCCGGCAGCGGAAGACCGGAGGCGUACUUGCGUUCGAUAGCGGUCGAGGAAGGAGGGACGGCAAUGACAGCAUACAUGGAUCUUCUGCAGCCUCUGACAACUGGCCAGUUGCAGCCUUGA
Molecule: messenger RNA, 1260 nt
Organism: Parathielavia appendiculata
Lineage: Eukaryota; Fungi; Ascomycota; Sordariomycetes; Sordariales; Chaetomiaceae
Exons: 6
Coding region: 1-1260 (419 amino acids)
Source: RefSeq, a predicted model, not a curated record